AUGCCAACCGCGGUGGACGUCGACGAGUAUGAUGAGUUCUUCGAGGAUAUGAAUUGGGAAGAAGUAGGAAAGCUGCUCGAUGCUCCCUCUCAGCCUCGCGCGCCUACAGCUUUGGCCCCUACGACUUCCCAAAUCGCGUCGACCUCGAGGCCAUCUGUGGUCCGGCAGCCUCCUGUAUACAAACCUCCCCGGAGACAAACCAAUCGUAACCAGUCUCGAAGCACACCGAGCCUCCCCUCUCCCUGGGAGAGACCUGCUAUCAAGCGCGCGAGAUCGCCUGACGUCGUCUCGGGGGAGGAGUCGGUGAAGAAGAUGAAGAUGUAUGCGCAGAAAGUGCUGAAAGAGUUCGAGGAAGACUUCACUUGUCCUAUAUGCUUUGACCUUAUUGUUGCUUGCCACUUGGCGAACCCUUGUGGGCAUUCUGCGUGUGGAGAAUGCUCAACCAAGUGGUCUCAACGCAAAUGCAAACCCACAUGUUUCGCCUGCCGUGCUCCGAUGAACAAAACCACUCCCUUCAUCCCUGGGCUGAUCGUCGACAAUCUUAUCGAAAAGCAGAUCAGCUCACUUGCUGAGAAUGGGGACGAAGAGUGGCAGGAACAGGGGCCGAAGAAGAAGGAAUGGGAACAGCGGAAAUCGGCAUGGACGAAGCAGAAGUCAGAGUCGAAAGUUCGCGUACAGCGAGUCAACACGAUCCAACGCGCUAUGAUGAUGAAUGUGCGGCCUGAGGUCGUGACUAUCUCCGACGAGAGCAGUGAGGAAGAAACCGAGGACUUCGUUCAGGCUUAUGACGAUCCGACACCCAUCAGGCAGGCCCCAGUUGUCACGGUAUGGAGGGACAUCGAAGAUAUGCUCCGACGCCCCCGGGUAACAAGGCAUAUGCUUCAAACUCCGCGAGAUGAGGACUACGUGCCAACCCAGUUGCCUGGUGAGGUGGAAGCUGUCGCAGAACACCCUGCUGUGAGAGAAACAAGGAGAAUACACAGAUGAACUUCGUGCUAUUGUUUGCUUCAUUGUAUUCUAUUCUUUCCAUCGUCAUGACUAUACAUGAUCAUCCAGCUGUAGGCGUCAUUCACGACUCGCACUUGUACAUUAUUGAUAAACAUGAAAUGCAUCCUCAUCCAGUCUUCACUGCAUCAUCACCCAAUCUCAACCACCUGCUUCCUGGGCUGCGACUGUAUACCUUAUCCCAGUUGAAAGGAUCUCCUUUCCUGGACCCGAUGAAGGCGACUCGCUUCAGCUUGGGACAGGCUUUACCAACGGCAUCUCGGAACUUGAAGAAUGUGAAAGGUGCGACCUGUUGCAUCCGACGUCCAUCAAGCGAUAGCCGCUCCAAGCUGCAGAGUCUUGAAAAAGCGGAUAGUGUUUCCGGGGAGCCCAGGACUGCCAUUGCCUGCGUGACAAGUAAGACGAGGCUCAGUUACGGCGAAACUGAAAAUCGUGCUUGCCUCGUUACAAUCGCGCCACAGGACAAACAGCGUGAUGUCGAUCACAUGGACCACGCUGCACAAGAUAGCACGCAGUGUAUCCCGCGAUAUCUGGGUUGACACCAAGAGGAGAUGUUUGACAGGUCCUGUAGAUAAAGCGAGGCAACCCGGUUGGGAGGCGCUCAAAGUCUCGAGGUUUGAACGAUUUCCACUCCAAGUAUAUGCCUGAACCGGGCGUUUCGGUACAAAGUAGGCCGCGUUCACCCACGUGCCGUUGAACCUUGUCAGCCGAGGCAGCAGAACAUCGUCCUUCGGCAGAGCAACUUCGAUAUCGCAGUACAGUUCUGCAUCGUCGACUCGCACUUGCUGUUGGAGGAAUCGGACACCAUUCGAUCCGACCGAGCCUUCGAUAGCCAGUCGACGCAGCCGGAAAUUGCAUCUCAGCAAGUUGAGGAAGUCUUCAUCAGAGCUAGUAAUAAUCCGGAGGAAACGAAGUCCGGUCAUACAGGGCAGCAACUUGCAGACAAGACGAGUAUACGACGGCAUAAGUACAUCUCGAUCGGGUUUCUGGAACAGCUUUUCCGUAAAGUCCAGCUGGAGCGCUCGUACGCCAACAGCCAGCUGCGGCUUGAACUGAAGCGUCCUACACGCUCGUGUCACCGCGAUCCGUAUUUCGGCAUCCUCGAGCCUGCGAGACUUGGGAAGUCGCUGGAAGUCGUGUAGGUUGUCAUAGAGCCGAGGCUGGGCGAGCUGACUGAUAUGCCAGCAUAUCAGACAGGCUGAGUAGAAGUCCG
This is a messenger RNA of Dacryopinax primogenitus, 2218 nucleotides long. RefSeq lists its product as uncharacterized. The transcript has 5 exons. Lineage: Eukaryota; Fungi; Basidiomycota; Dacrymycetes; Dacrymycetales; Dacrymycetaceae. The record is from RefSeq and is a predicted model, not a curated record. The coding region runs from base 1 to 987 and encodes 328 amino acids.